This is a messenger RNA of Notolabrus celidotus (New Zealand spotty), 4025 nucleotides long. It is a transcript of the gene acsf2, whose product is annotated as acyl-CoA synthetase family member 2. Lineage: Eukaryota; Metazoa; Chordata; Actinopteri; Labriformes; Labridae. Gene Ontology annotation, biological process: fatty acid metabolic process. The record is from RefSeq and is a predicted model, not a curated record. Gene Ontology annotation, molecular function: medium-chain fatty acid-CoA ligase activity. The transcript is spliced from 16 exons. Bases 226 to 2070 code for a protein of 614 amino acids.
CAGGUCACACAGCAGGAACUCCCAGAAGUCUGUGAGCAGCACUCAAGAGGAGGCGGAUCAAGGUCCGAGGAACACUCUUUCUUGUAUCCUCUUCAUUCUCUUCAGGAAGAAGUGUUGAGGUAAAACAUCAGAGCGCUUCUCUCCUGCAGAGCUCAGAAGAAGCUGAUCAGUGAAUCCUCAGCAGGUCGGAGGGGCGCGGUGAGUGAGAGAGUCUGCAGCUGCACCAUGUUAACUAAGAUUGGGUCCUGCUCCCGGACUCUGAGGAGCCACUGUGGUGGUGGUCUUCCUGGAGCCCUGAAAGUCCUGCAGAGAUCAUGGACACGGAGAACUGGAUUACCUGCAGCGAGUCGCGGCAUUCACGUGGACUCCCCGCCCAACAUCCCCACCCUCACCACCAGCUACGCCCACGGCACCUCUUCCUCGCCCCUGGUCCACUACACGAUAGCAGAGGCCCUGCAGAGGACCGUGGACCGAGUGCCCGACAGAGAGGCCGUGGUUUUUGUCCAAGACGGAGUCCGCAAGACGUUUGCAGAGUUUCAACUGGAUGUGGACAAAGCAGCGGCUGGGCUGCUGGCUCUGGGACUGACAAAAGGAGACCGUCUUGGAAUGUGGGGACCCAACACUUAUGAAUGGGUCCUGCUCCAGUUUGCUACAGCCAAAGCUGGAAUAAUAAUGGUGGCGGUGAACCCGGCGUACCAGCCGAAGGAGGUGGAGUUUGCCUUGAGGAAGUCCGGCUGCAAAGCUGUCGUGUGUCCUGCUCAGUUUAAAACUCAGAAGUACUGCGACAUGCUGAGAAAGAUCUGUCCAGAGAUCGAGACGUCCACACCGGGAGACAUCAGGAGCCCGAGACUCCCAGAGCUCCGCGCUGUGAUUGUUCUGGACAGCCGACAGCCAGGAAUGCUUCAUUUUGAGGACGUGAUGCAGGCGGGGAGCAGCCAGUACGUCCAGCAGCUUCAUGAUCUGCAGAAGAAGAUCUCCUUCGACGACCCCAUAAACAUCUUGUUCACUUCGGGCACAACAGGAGCACCAAAGGGAGCCACUCUGUCUCAUCACAACAUGGUCAACAACGCCUUCUACACCGGCCUCAGAGUGGGAUACUCCUGGAGGCCUAACACCCGGAUCUGUCUGCCGGUGCCUCUGUACCACUGCUUCGGCUCUGUGGGAGGCGGGUUGUGCAUGGCCCUGCACGGCAUCUCCGUGGUCUUUCCCUCUGCAGGCUACGACGGGAAGGCAAACCUGGCAGCUAUUGAGAGUGAGAGGUGCACCUUCAUCUACGGAACCCCGACCAUGUAUGUGGACAUGCUGAGCCAGCCGGACUUUGCUAAAUAUGAUCUGUCAUCCAUCGAGGCCGGCAUCAUGGCUGGGUCUCCUUGUCCUCCUGAACUUAUUCGGAAGAUCAUCGCUGUGGGCAUCAAGGAAAUAACCAUUGGAUAUGGAACCACGGAGAACAGUCCUGUGACGUUCUGCGGCUCCACGACGGACAACCUGGAGAGGAAGGCUGAGACCUGCGGGUACAUCAUGGACCACUUAGAGGCUAAAAUAGUGAACCCUACCACAGGGGAGAUUGUUCCUCUGGGGAUGAUCGGGGAGAUCAUGAUCCGGGGAUACUGUGUGAUGUUGGAGUACUGGGCUGAUAAAGAAAAAACAAAGGAGUGCAUCACCCCAGAGGGCUGGUACAAAACCGGAGACAUCGGCAGCAUGGACGCGUACAGCUACCUCAAGAUCGAAGGCCGGAUCAAAGACAUGAUCAUCAGAGGAGGAGAGAACGUUUACCCGGCUGAGAUCGAACAGUUCCUGCACACGCAUCCCAAAGUCAAGGAGGCGCAGGUGGUUGGCGUUCAGGACGAGCGUAUGGGCGAGGAGAUCUGUGCCUGCAUCAAAGUGGUGGACGGAGAAGAGUGCACCGCAGAAGAAAUCAUAGCUUUCUGCAAGGGACAGAUGGCUCACUUCAAGGUUCCUCGCUACGUGCUCUUCGUGGACUCCUACCCGCUCACCGUGACUGGAAAGAUCCAGAAGAACAUACUGCGCGACAUCUCUGAGGAGAAGCUGGGACUGGUGAAGGGAAAAUAAGAGGAGUGUAAAUAACUGUACAUCAUGUAUCAUGACCACACCCCACCGUCAGAGCGUCUUUAAACGCCUCAUGAAAAUGUAGAAAGUUCAGUGCCUCCGUCUGCAGCUACACGCUGAACCAAAUGAAUGAGUGUCUGUGAAUCUGUGAGCAGCUGGACAAACAGGAAGUAAACUCAUCAUGUGUUUUUAUUAUCAUCAACAAAUCCCAUGAAAUGACCAAAAUCAACCACGAACUGAACACACACACACACACACACACACACACACACACACACCGUACUGUCAGGGGGGAUUUGUUUAGUGAGUGUAUUAAUCCACUGAAGAAAGUAGUCCCCCUCUAAAGCACUUUUCACUCCUUAUUGGAUAAUGUUUGAUUACAUCACUACUCUUGAUUUUAACUUUGAAUUUGUUGGUGUUUAUAAAGAUUUUCAUCUUCACUAGAACACUUAGUAUGAAAGGAUUAUGGCCGGUGAUGUUUUUCUUCUUUAUGGGUUUGACCUUUAUUCUGAAAUUCUGACUUUAAACUUUUAAAAUUUAGAUUCUUUUUUUUCUCAAUUUAUUUUCUUCUAUCUUGGAAUUCUGCAAAAAGGUCAAAAGUGUGAGAUCAAAGUCCAAUUUUCAAAUUAUGGUCAGAAUUCCGACUUUGAUCUCAGAAUUCCAGAAUUAAACUCAGAACUCCGACUUAACAUUCCGAGGGGGAAAAAACAGAAAUUCGACUUAAAUCUUGCAGAAUUCAGAUUUUUAUUUUAGAAUUCUGGAUGAAAAAAAAAAAGAAAACUGACUUUAAUCUCUGAUUUCUUGGAGAACGUAAAAACUUUGUAACUUAAAGCUGCUGUGAGGAACUUUUGAUUUAUAUCAAUUUUGGCGCCCCCUUGUGGACAAAGUGAUACCUCUUAUAUCUUGUUCUAUACAUGCAAAAGUAGUGUUUACAACAAAAUCUCACCUUGCUGUCUUUUAACAGCCAGAUUUAACACUCAAUGUGAUUAUUUGCCAUGAAAACAGCCGAAAAAGGAUGUUUCUAAAGCCAAAUGUCAACCAUGUGGUCUGACACCUACCCCCUCUGAGUGGUUUAAGGCAUUAAAAAUGACAACAGAGAAAGUAUCAGUGUUGUUGUUCAUGGUUUUGUAUGCUUUUGAAGGUCAUAAAGAGGCAUUAGUGUUGGUUUCAGUCUGUUUCUCAGCUGGUUAAAAACUCCUCAUAGUGCCUUUAAAUUAGGAUUUUGAGAUUAAACUCAGAACUCUUUGAAAUAAGUCAGAACUCUGAGGAAAGGUAAAAAGUUCUGACAUAAAAAUCUGAAUUCUGAGGGGAAACAAAUCUGAAUCUAAUCUGAGAAUUCUGGGGAAAUAAAUCAGAAAUUUGACUUUUAAUCUCACAGAAUUCUGAGAUUAAACUCAGAGUUCUCGGGAUAAAAAUCAGGUCGCCUCAAUUUUUAUCUUCAGUGAAUUUAUUCAAAACAAAAAAGUGUCACUGAAUAUGUUUCCCUUGAAGUCUGACGUGUUCCAUCACAGAAUUCUGAAUUUUUAAAAGAAGUCACUCUUCAGUAUUUCUCAUGGUUCUGACUUUAAUCUGAGAUUACAGUCUGAACUCUGAUAAAAGAUCAGACUUUAAAGAAAGUCUCUCACUGGCCCUCCUCCUCUUCUUUAGCUUUGGGACAUAAUGUUAGGAUUUAUUUUGCAGGGGUCACAUAAAACAUAAAAAUGGGAUUUGUUUACGAUAAAAAAAAUGUAAGUGACAGCAUCAUCCUCUGACAGUCUGCUGUGUGAUAUUCAAACCAAACAGAGAGAAUAAUCCAAACCUGUAAAGCAGCUGAGUCGCUCCGCUCAGUGAAAGUCUUUAAAUCUCUGCAGGACGUUUUUGUAGCUGUUAAACUUUUCAUGUAUUCUUUUGUAUUCAGCAGAAAGCUCUCUGUCUUUUUUUACAUCCACUUGAAAUAAACUUUGUACCUCAUUAUUAAA